UUCACCUUACCUGUAUCUGAAAAUGGCGAAGUGGCCAAUCACACGGAUUUAUAGAGAGAGAAAGAGAAACACUUCAAUCUUUUAGAGAGAGAACCAAAAUAAAAAAGUUUUUUCUUUUCUUCUUUUUUAGCAACUUCAAUUAACUCUAACUGGAAUGAAAUGCACACACAACGAGGCAAAAAUCUUCUCGUAUUACUGUAGCAGAUUCCUCUCUCUCUCUCUCUCUCUCCUUCUUCAUUUCGCUUUUUCAUCAUUGCAGUUUUCGGGUUCUCUCUCUCUUUUGCCAUCUCUGCCUAAAUCUCUGGUUAAUCUCAGCCUUCUUUUGGGGUCUGAUACGCGCAGGUCUGGUUUGUUUGCUAAGUUAUUUUUGGCUUCCCAUCAAUGAGGCUUGGUUUAAUGAAUACCCAACUGCUCUCUUUUGUUGCUGCUUUUGUUUCUUUCCUUCCUUGAAAACUACUAGUCCUCUGUUUCUCCUGGCUCCGUGCGUGCGUGAGUUGUGACCACCCGGAAGGAAAGUCCAACAACUUCUACAUUAAUUUCCAGUUUUUAUUAUCUGGGUCCUGUCUCUUUCCUGAUUACCAAGCUUACUUCGACUGGUUUUUUAUUUUUUUCGUUGUAAAAUUUCGACCGGCGGUUCAAAAAAGUUGCUCUGUUUUCCACUGCUUUAAAGUUUAAGGCUAGGGUUUGUAGAAGAAAGAACUCCACCUCUACAGUAGGCUUUUACUUCUUUGUUUUCCUUCAUCUUUUCAUCUUCCCUGCUUUGUGCAUUGUGUUCAGUUGGGCGUGUGCUUAUUUUGAGAGAUUAUCCGCGCAGCUGAAGAUGGGAUGUUCAAAUUUUAGAGAAAUUUCAACCUGUUAAAGCUCUUGAACUUUGGCUUCUCGUUCACUCCAAGAGAUUUUGCUUGGUUACUCGUGAAAUGGGAUUAGUUUCGUGAAGUGAGUAGCUCCGUUUUUGGUGCAAAAUGGGCAGCGCAAGCUCCAAACACGAAAACAACGCUCCAUUGCGUCUUUGUAAAGAAAGGAGGAGGUUCAUCAAGCAAGCGAUUGAUUCGAGGUAUGCUCUUGCAGCCGCUCAUGUCUCUUACACUCAAUCUCUCAGAAACAUUGGAAUCGCCCUUCGGCGAUAUGCCGAGGCUGAGGUAUUGAUAGAGUCUUCUCUGUCAACAUCAGCCACUGAGAUGGAGAAAACUCCAUCACAUUCCUCGUACCCGUCUCCAUCACCUUCGCACAUGGUUGAGGCAUCCGAUUCACCACUGAACAAUGAGCACCCAAGUCCCGGACGCAUCUUGCCACCUACGGCGAAUUUGAGCUAUAUGAAAGCCGGGAGUAGUGAUGCUGUUACUGUUAAGAUCAGUCCUGACCUCGGUGAUUUUGUCGAGGACGAUUCGUUAUCAACGCCCAUGCCACCACCUCCUCCUUCAUUUGAGUCUUCUUGGGAUUACUUUGACCCCACUGAUGAUUGUGAGAGCUUUAGGUUUGUGGGGCAUAAAGGGUUGGAUUUGGAUUUUGACGGUGUUAGAGGAUGGGAGCACUUUAGAGGUGAAGGUGUGGUGAGUGGAAGAGGAAAUUGUGAGUUUCCUAAAGGAGUUACAAGCUCUGGAUUAGAGCAGAGGGCAUUUAAGAAAGCUGAUAGUUCAUCAACUCAAAAUCAUAGUAAUGGCCAAUCAAAUGCAUGUAGUUAUUCAGCUACUGAAGGAGGAAGACAUUGUUACAGACAAGCAAUUGGUAGUGAAGGAUUGGUGGGCCAAGAUGGUGUUGAGCAGGCAAAUUCUAAGAGGGAAACAACUCUAGCUGAGAAAAAUUUAUGUGCUGAAAGAGAGGAUCCAUCUGAAUUCAUUACCCAUAGAGCUAAAGAUUUUCUCUCUAGCAUUAAGGACAUAGAACAUAAAUUCUUUAGAGCAUCAGAGUCCGGCAGGGAGGUCUCCAGAAUGCUUGAGGCAAACAAAAUCAAGGUUGGAUAUGCUGAGGCAAAAGGGAGUUCAUCACCUGCAGGAUUAUUGGAAGCAUUCCCGCUAGUUUGCUGCCGUAGGAAUAAUUUGCUAGUUUCUCACGAACCUGUAAAUCAUGUAACAAAGGUCAUUACUUGGAAGCGGACGACAUCUUCAAGGUCAUCUUCGUCUAGGAAUCCACUUACAGCAAAGGAUGAUGGUGAUGACAGCGGAAGUGAUUUUGUUGAAGAAUUCUGCAUGAUAGCAGGAAGUCAUUCCUCCACUCUGGACAGGUUGUAUGCUUGGGAAAGAAAACUCUAUGAUGAAGUAAAGGCCAGUGAAUCUAUUAGGAAGGAAUAUGAUCGGAAGUGUGAUCAGCUUAGGCACCAGUUUGCAAAGGACCAUAGUGCUCAAGUAAUUGACAAGACACGAGCAGUCGUGAAGGAUUUACACUCCCGAAUAAGAGUUGCCAUUCACUCUGUUGAUUCUAUUUCCCAGCGGAUUGAGAAAAUGAGAGAUGAGGAGUUGCAGCCACAACUCUCAGAAUUGGUUCAGGGGUUGAUUAGAAUGUGGAAGGCCAUGCUUGAAUGCCAUCACACCCAGUAUAUCACCAUCUCCCUGGCAUACCAUUCAAGGAGCUCAACUGGAAAUCCACAGAGUGAUAUCCGUAGAGAGAUACUAGUUCAGCUCCAGCAGGAAAUUGAAUGUUUUGGCUUGAGCUUUGCAAACUGGAUCAACAGUCUAACAUCUUAUGUUGAGUCUCUGAACAGUUGGCUGCAACUCUGUAUCCUACAACCCCGCGAGCGGAAGAGUAGGAGGCCAUUUUCCCCACGACGCUUCCUAGGCCCACCUAUCUUUGUUCUCUGUCGGGAAUGGUCAGUUGGGAUCAAAGCUUUACCAGCUGAGGAACUUAGCAAUGCCAUUAGAACCUUCUUGUAUGACUUGUGCCAUUUAUCAGAGGAACCAGCGGAACAACUUGAGAAGAAACAGAACCUCGUCAAUGAGAAAAAUGGAGAACAAGAAGCCAAAAUUGAUGAGAAAAGUGAGGUAUCUUCAAACUUGUCCUGCAUACAUACAAGCAUGACAAAGCUUCUUGAUAGACUGCACAAAUUUUCUGAGGCUUCCUUGAAAAUGUACGAGGAUGUAAGACAGAGGAGUGAAGCAACUCGAUUAGCCUAUUCCAGGUCAAUCUAGGAUUUUGAGCGCUGCCUGAUUAUUAAACAUAAGCAUCUCUUAUACUAUGUUUGGGAAUUGAUGUGUAAAUCUCAAAUCAUUGUUGCAAAUAGAUCUUCUUAAGGUAACAAUUUUGGGAAUGUGCAGUGUUUAGAGGAGGGUGGUAACAAGGCUCACCUUGCUCUUCAAUGAGUAGUGUCAAAUCUUUCACCAUCUCGCAGUCCAACUAAUGAGUUUGGAAUACAUUCAGUUAUUGCAUUCCGGUAAUUAAUUAAUUGUUUGGAAUACAUUC
This is a messenger RNA of Carica papaya (papaya), 3393 nucleotides long. Its product is annotated as bZIP transcription factor, putative (DUF630 and DUF632). The record is from RefSeq and is a predicted model, not a curated record. NCBI's taxonomy places the organism in Eukaryota, Viridiplantae, Streptophyta, Magnoliopsida, Brassicales, Caricaceae.